Symsagittifera roscoffensis is the source of this 12104-nucleotide messenger RNA. RefSeq names its product intermembrane lipid transfer protein VPS13D-like. Gene Ontology annotation, cellular component: extrinsic component of membrane. The record is from RefSeq and is a predicted model, not a curated record. Gene Ontology annotation, biological process: protein retention in Golgi apparatus; protein targeting to vacuole. The coding region runs from base 5 to 12022 and encodes 4005 amino acids. Gene Ontology annotation, molecular function: protein binding. NCBI's taxonomy places the organism in Eukaryota, Metazoa, Xenacoelomorpha, Acoela, Convolutidae. The transcript has a single exon.
GCAAAUGUUGGAGAGCCUCGUAGCUAAGGUCAUCAACAGCUACGUUGGCAGGUACUUCCGCAAUAUUAACUCAGAUCAACUCUCUCUUGGAUUGUUGCAGGGAAGUGUUGAGCUGGGAGACCUGCCUCUGAAACCAAGCGCCUUCAACGAACUAGAUCUACCUGUUCGGGUAAUCGCCGGAUCAGUGUCCAAGUUCAAACUAAACGUGCCCAUAACCCAACUCAAGUCCUCCCCCUGGAAUGUCACCAUUGAUGGACUGUAUGCUAUUCUGGGACCGAAGCAGACCGAAAAAGGAACAAGAAGUGUGAACGAACAGUUUAACAAACAGAAAGCUUUGGAUGAAAUUGAAAAGAACUUCAAAGACUCGCUCAGUAAUAGUUCGAACUUAGAUGCAGCCGCUUACUGGUUUGACUUUUCCGCCAUUGUCGCAAAUAUAGUGAACAAUUUACAAGUAACAGUGACAAAUAUUCAUGUUCGUUAUGAAGAUUUCAACCAACAAGAAAAGAAAAGGUUUGCUUUCGGAGUGGUCCUGGAAAAACUGGAAAUCCGAAGUACAGACGCCAACUGGGAACCAGCGUUUGUCAUGUCCACGAAAGGUGUCCAUAAAGUGGGCCAUAUAUCAUCCCUUAGUGUGUACCUAGAUCAUAGCUGUUCCCAUUAUUCACAAACUGAAAAUGCAGACCAAAAUUUGAGGACCUACUUCAGCAAUGUCUCAACGAGCGAAUUGGGAAACUCGGCAAACCUUUUGAACAUUUUGCAGUGCGGUGCCAAAUAUUUCAGAAAUUUAUCGCCAUUACCUCUGAAGUCAAAAACGAAGCCCAGAAUAUCAUUAGAGCUGAGUAUAAACGAAGUUCCCAUCGAAAUAUCGGAGUUGCAAGUUAGAUCUAUUUUGUUUUUAAUCAAUGAGAUCGAACGACAUGAAAGAACCAAAUUUUUCAAAAAGGAGUUACCAAAUGUACCAGUGAUUGGAAAUGCUAAACAAUGGUGGUGGUAUGCUUAUAGAUGUACAACAAAGCUACUUAGUCUUCCGGUGUCAGUUGACAAGACAUUGCAGAACAUUCGCGCAAUUGUCAACUAUACAAAAUUGUACGAGAAAUUUCUUCGAGGGAAAGUUUUGACGAUUGAAGAGAAACAGCAGAAGACUUCUUUUGAGCUGAAUCGAGACUUUGAUGUGAUUGUAAAGCUACGUGGAAUUGCUUUCGGAAGAGUUGCCAAAGAAGUUUCGUACGAGAGAAGGCUAGCUCUCGAAAGUCAGAGUCCUUCCACUAGUUCAAGUAGCGAAGCGAUUAGUGGGAAACGUGGUUGGUUUGACUGGUGGUACGGGAACAAUGUAGCAGCUGCGAGUUCCCCUAGGAGUGAGAAGGCGUCUCCCGAGAAAGGGUUUGACCCGGGAGGUGCGCCGACUGGGUCUGAGAACGUAAUCGUAGACGAGGAGGAGCUAUUCGGACUCAUUUCAGACGCAGCCACCGAUUGUAGUCUAAGAAUGGUGGACUAUCUCUACGCCAAAGUGAAUAUCUCGUUACAGUCUGGCUCCUUGACUGUAAAAAGUGACAAUCAAAAAUCAAAGCAUUCGGAAAUUGUUCAGAUUAAAUUCACAGAGUUGUCGUGGGAUAGCAGGAGCUACCCAAGAUUAAACGGUGCCAAGUACUCAUUAAGUUUGCUAGACUUGAAAGUGUGGAACAAGACGCUCAAUUUAAACUGCCCGUUAGUGUGCAAACGAGAAGUUCCAGAAAAGUAUAAAAAGGGGUUCCAGAGUCUGUUGAGUCCAGCGUUGUCGCCCGAAAGCAGUUUCGCAGCGCCUGGGAUGAGUAAUGUUGAUUCCCCUGAACCUUCAAAGUUAUUUGACUACACUUAUGAAAGGUACAUGUACAGACCAGGGGUAUUUGAACACAAGUAUGUGUUACAGACUCAGCCGAUUGACGUAGUCUUUGACCAAACUAUUGUGAAAAUGGCCUCCAAGUUGUCUAAGCUGCAAUUCGAGUACUCCAGUGUUUCUAGACUCGAAAAAGAGGUCUAUCAAAGGUACAACCAGAUCAAAAAGCAGACCAACUCCAAUGUAAAAAGCGCUCUAGCAGUUCUAUUAGAGGGGUCAAGUCUGAAAACCCAAGACAGAUUCAGCGUGCUCGUUAAUGUUUCUGCGCCCAUGAUUUACAUAUACGCAAAUAUAGAAUCAAAGGAUUCUCAAAUUGUCGGAGUCGAUUUGGGAAAGAUAACUUUCUUCAACGAGAAAGGAAAGCACGACGCAUUGAAGGAUUCAGUUGAUUGUGCGUUGGGUCAAAAUGAACAAAGCGUGAACAUGAAGCCAGCUGGUCAAAAUUCUGACGAUGAAGAUGAAGAUUUUUUGACUCCGCCAAGUUCCCCUCCAACUGGUCAACUUAGCCCAGCUCAACCUAACCAGCCGCAACCAGCCAGCGGAAUCAAUUCACUGCAAACUAAUCAAAAGAUACCAGAUCGAAAUUCAGAUGCUCCUGCUUUUUACAAACGCUACUGUUUACUGCUAUCUGACAUGCAAGUGUUCGCUGGAAGGCGAAGUCAAAACUGGGGUGAAACGUAUCUGAAAGGGAAAUCCAAUCUAAGUUUGCUAGAGAGGUUUUCAGUGAAUCUGUCCCUUGAUAGAUGUAUAGCAACUAGGGCCUUGCUGAAUGAUGCAAAUGUUAUUGUUCAAGGGAGCAUGAGUGAUAUAAGACUUCGGUUCAGCCAAGACAAACUAGUUUGUCUGCAUAGUUGUCUAGCUCAACUUUCGAACAAAAAGUCUGCCGCGAAAACAUCCCAGUCAAAUACAAAGUCAGAAAAAGUCGAAUCAAAUAAAGAAGAUUUCAAAAACGAGAACUUGUUGUCCAGUAAAGUAGACGAGAGCAAAUUGCAGCUUCUCUGUCAAUUUUCGGUUUCAUUGAUUUCAGUUGCGCUUCAUUCUGACGAGAAAUCGUUGGCAGAAUUCCAUGUUUACUCUUCCUCUUUGUCGUUUAGGAAGUACCCCUAUCAUCAAGCAUUGUCCUGUAACAUAAGAGACGCUGUCUUAGUUGACGCUGUCCAGCGCUACGGGCCAGAAUUCGAUUUACUACUGGCGUCCACGCACGAAGGCUUGCAGGGAAUUGAAAUGACACAUUUUGAUCCUCACAGCUCAAAAUCUUUGAUUCACGACUCAGUUCCUGCAGUCAAAAGGGUUUCUAUUUUCGAUGAACUGGAAAUGAGCAACAAAGGUCUGAUCCAGAUAAAUGUGGCUAAAUACUCGAGACACCACUCGAAUAAUGAUAGUCAAAGUCCGAAGAUCGCCUGCAAUUGUAAGUUCAGCAAAGUUGAAGCAAUUGCUAACCAGAGAACCAUUUUUGAGUUGGUGAAAUUCUGCGACAAAGUCUUAACAGCCUUAAAUUCUGAAGAAGAGCCACUAUCGAAAGAAUCUGAAUCAAUAGGAGAAAACGAACAAGCACAGAACGAAGACGCUUCGGAAUCCACUCCCAGGAAAAGUUUCAAUUUGGAUCUUGAAUUAGUCGCAGACGAAUUUGUCGUAGUUUUCAUUCUAAUGAGCACUGCUGAUUCUGAAGUAGCAACUAAGUUCGCUUCUCUGUCGCUCGGAAACUUGUCAGCCAAGGUUGAAAAAUUUGACAAUGACGACAUUAUUGUAAAAGCUGCAAUGGGAACACUGGUAUUGAACAAACUAAACUCCUCGGAAGAUGUCGGAAAUUGUUCGAAGAAUCUUCCGCCAUUUCGGUUUUACAUGGCAGAUAUGCAUCCCCAGGAAAGUGGAAUUCCGGCAGUAUCCGUUGAAUAUGUCUAUAGAACAGGCUACAAACACUCUUCAGUUCCUAAGUCGAUUACAGCCUAUAACUCGAGUCUGAUUGCUGAAAAUGAAUGCUCUCUACAAAUCAACAUCUUAGGAGCAUUUUGUCUUUUUGACGCCCACUUUUUCAGUUCGCUCAAACAAUGUGCCGAGGAGUUCAAAUCUUAUUUGUGGAAGAUUAAAUCAAGUUUAGUUUCAAUCGCAAAGGCAAUCACGAGCUCGAACGAGAACAGCGAGCAAUUAGAUCUUUCUCUGUUCAUAGAGAGUCCGGUUUUAAUUUUGCAAGACUCCUCUUUCGAACACGAGGUCUUAGUUUGUCAUCUGGGGGCGCUUUAUUCGAGAUCGAAUCUGGAAAAUUUUGAAAUUAACCUUACAAAUUUCAAGCUCGAGUUAAAAGGCUUGCUAGAAUCUUCGCCUACUGAAUUCAAAAAAAGUACUUCGACGGCUAGCUACAUCGAAUUGGUCUACAAUGCAACAACUUUGCUCCAAAUAGCGAAUGAGAUCUCAAUCACUGCAAAAGUUGGCAUAAGCGCUGAACUCCCUAUUUCUGUGAAUAUCUUGGUGGAAAACGUCGCUAUUUUGUCUUUGACUAAGCAUGUCUAUAAGUUCAUGAAAACGAUAGUUGCAUGCUGCAAAACAAAUAAUUUUAUAGUCAGUGACCGAAGUCCAAAAAGCCCCCAGUCCUCUAGUCGCUUAGAACGACAGUACUCGUCCCUAUUUUUUCCGAACUCAAAAAGGGUAGAGGAGAGUUCCAUGUGGGAUGGUAUGGAGACUGUUACCGACAGCGAGUCAAUCGAAGAAACUGAAUCGACAAGUCAGAAAAUAAGUGCAGCAAUAACUGCAAACUGUGUAAAGUUUGUGCUGUUGGAUUAUCAGCAAAGCGAAAUAAAUUGCUGUAAAUUUGACGAGUUUAGCGUUCUGCUGGACAAGGAUGCUGCUCUGACUAAAUUGAGUGUGAGUCACUCGGGAAUUGUAAUCACAGAUCUGUUCUCAAAUCAAACGCAAAGUCGCUACGAAGUCUACGAUGAUAAGAUUUUUGAGUUUAAACCUGCUGCCAGUUGUGUGAAUCUUGCAACUGUUGAAUUCAAAAAAGGACAGGAUCCUCAAAUUGAUGUGAACUUCGGAGACAUUAGCCUGAAACUUAACCUACAAACUUGGGUGCAUAUUUUUGACUUUUUUAGCUUUGGAACGAAAGCCCAUCCAUCUUUGUUAGCUGCUAAUUCAGCCGCUACGGAAACUCAGAGCAGCUCCCAAGUAAUAGAAGAAGCCAAGAAAAGAUUUGAUUUGAAAGCCAAGUUUUCGAAACUGGAAUUAAUUCUUGCCAAACCCACCUACAACAUUGCAAAGAUGGUGGUCAUGAAUACCUGUGUUUUUUUGAAUGUGACUUCAGAAGCGUUCAAUUUCGACCUGGAACUUGGAAGUUUUUCGAUUCUAGAUGAGUCUCCCUGGUCUAAAAUUUACAGCCACCGAAUGCAGACUGAAAAGAUUGAUCGGGCUCUAAAGGUGAAACUACGCAAGUACACCUGUCCGGAUCCAGAUCUCAAUAGACAUUGCGACAUAGAGUUUGGACUCGAAACUGGAAAGUUAACUUACAUUCACACUGCCAGAAUGCUCUCCGAAAUCAAUAAUUUCUUCCAGUACUUUUCCAAAAUGCUGCUUAUGUACCAGUUUAUGAAUGCCAAUAGAAGUGGUCAAAAAAUGUCAGCAUUGAAACACGGAGCCAGAAUCCAGUUCGAUGUCUGUGUCCCUGAAGUUGAACUAAUUUUGCCUUAUUCCUACGAUAGCCGAGACAUUUUCGUCGCUACUUUAAAAAGUUUAGUAGUUCAUAAUUCUUUCACUUUGUUAGACGAAAAUCUUGAGGAAGCAGACAAGGAUUCGGUCGGACCGAAUGAUGAAAACGUUUGCCUUGGAGACGAGCUGUCGCUUAAAAUAGAUAGCGUAGAGAUAAUAACGGCAUACUAUUCAAACGAUAAAAACACGUCCAAAUACGAGAUCAGAAAUAACCUAUUUGAGAAAGCGUUCGUUUUGGAAGUUGAAGUGAUCAGGAACUUGGACGGAGACAACUCCCGCUUGAUUCCAGACAUGACAAUAAGGUGUGAAGUGCACGCAUUGGUCAUCAAUGUGAAAGAAGAAGACAUAAGAUUGUUUAAAGGCAUGUUGAAAUAUAACUUUGGAGAGAACACAAGUGACCUGUGCUGGCCAUCAGAUAACAUAUACAUUCAAAGUCAGCAGCAGCAGCAGACACUUGCUGAAAGUGUUGCAAUAUGGAGGAAAUUGAACUUUCACUUGUGCCUAAACGACACCACAUUCAAAGCCUACUGUCCAAAAAACAAAACCGCUUUUGCCCAACUUUCCUUCUCCGAUUCGAAGUUGGACCUUUUGACUUUAUCAGACGGGUCUCUUAAGUUUGAGUUAGGAUCGUCGUCAUUCUUGCUCGAAGACGUGAGAUGUUCCGGAGAUUUUCCAAUCAAUCAGAAGCCAAUGAGCUUCACUCAUAUUCUAAAGCCAUCUGACUCGCGAAAGGUCUCUGAGCCUCAAUUACAGAUUAACUUCUCGAGCAACCGCGUCAACAAGGUUUUGUCAGGAAUUCUUUCAAAUGUCGAGGUGUUAUGCAAUCUGGAGUGGAUUCUGAUGUUUCAAAAUUUCUUACUCAAAGCUCCAACUCACGUGUCUCAAUCGAUCCCUGUUGAAAAGAGUGAAUUUUUUUCGACCAGUCGAGUUUUCGCGUCAAACUUCGCUCCUAGAUCUGUCUUUGGAGGACUUGGUUCAAUCAUGACCAACCAGUCAAGUAAUCCUUUCCUAAAAUCUUCACAGAAAGUACUUAAGAUUGACGUUUCAGCAGGUAGCAAAGCGAAGUCAGACGAGUUUAAAAUCACUCUGAACGCGGCCAAGCUCGUUUUGCUUGAAAAUGUUAACGAUUUAGAAAGUCCGGCAAUUAUAAUUCAAUGUUCCGCUUACAUCAGCGUGUCUCCCAAAUCAUCUGACGAAGUAGCUAAGCUAAGUAUUCGUGAGGUUGAGUUACUUUCUUGUGUAUACCACGCUGCAAAUCACACCAAGUUGUCAAUCAUAGAACCUUUGAAAGUUGAUAUCGAAGCUCGAUGCCUGGAAUCGGGACUGGCGUCGGUAACCCAAUCUUCGAACCAGAAGAAUUGUCACCUGGAGCUGAAUGUUAGUCCCAUCAUUACCAGACUGUCGUACCAAGACUUGGUUCUCCUUUUAUCCAUGAUGCAGUCAUACAAAGUCACAUUUAUGACAGCGUCCAGUGUUUAUAACGAACAGAUAUCGGUUGAUGUUGGAAAGCUGGCGUUUCUAGUUGAGAUGGGUUACUCGAAGCAACAAUGUGAAAUUGCUCUGAAAAAAUUUGACGGCGAUCCUAACAAAGCUUCAAUGUGGUUAGUAGAAGGCAGCUUGGAACAGAGUAGUGACGAUGAGAAAAUCCUAGCAGAUAUGGGGAAUCCCAACAACCAUAAAGUUACUUUGAAAGUUGCGACUGUAGAUGUGAUUUUUGAGUCCGUUUCUUUGUUUCUAAUUGAUGAUACCAAAAGUGCUGACUUGCCUUUAUUGCAUGUGAACAUCAGCUCUUGUUCAGGUGACGUGAAUGUGAAAAAAUCUGAAUGGAAUCUGACAACCCAACUUUUUGUCAACAGCUUCAACGCCUAUUUAUCCGGCUGGGAAUCUUUGAUUGAGCAGUGGAGCUUCCGUGUUAAUUGCAGGAACCAAAGUGUAACUUGCUCCAAAAGAGUUCUCGUCAUUGAAUCGGAUAGAGUACUUGACUUCAAUGUUACUCCUGCUACGCUAGAGUUAGUUAACCAUUUGAAUAAAAUUUUCCAAAGUGGUUUUAAUCGGUGCCGAAACACGUUGAAAGGUCGCUCGUCCUUCUCGCCAUAUGUUAUUGAAAACAAGCUAGGUCUCUCGAUCUCAUUUGCGACAUGUGAAAGAUUACUCCCGUUCAAAAAAAACGAAAGGUUCUUGGAUCUGAAAUGGAAGAAUCUUGCCAGUAAUUCCUCCAUGCAGUUCGAUUUCACUGGAAAAUCAGAUAGAAGAAAUGUGACUCUGAAAUCUCACAUUGAGAAGCUAUUGCAUCUCCAAAUCCGGGGAUAUUCUAACAUUGCUCCCUUGUCAGUGAACGAAGUGGGAACGUAUUUGCGCACAACUUUGUCUAUAAAUCCGGCAAUCAAAAUGAAAGAGCGAGUGUUACUACACGUGGGAUUUUCAAAAGAGCUGUCGAAACGAGUCGUAACUGUAACUUCGGGCCUGGAAAUUGAGAACCUUCUGGGCGUAGACAUCACUGUACGUUUCGACACGUCUUCAGGGCGUGUUUCCCCGAGAAAUGAGUUCAAAAUUGUGAUAGGUGAAAUUUUUAAUGUGCCGUUAGAUUUGGUCUAUACAGACAUUUACAUAAAACCAGAGCUUGCUGAUUCCAAAGUGUUUCCAAGAAGAACGAUCGAAUGGGAGUCUGUAAAGAUUCCGGGGAUUACGUCUAACUUUGAAGUAACAUGUUUGCUGAAUGACAAAAGAAUCUUCCGAUACAAUGCAUGCAUCCACUCGAGAGCUCUUCUUAGGAAUCCCUCGAACGUUGAGGUCACUCAGCCAAGCCACUCUAUCAAAAUAUGCCCCGUCCUCGUGAUUCAGAACUUGCUCCCAGUUCCGUUUUCAUUGGAUGUGUCCAACGAUAAAGAUGAAAUUGUUCCAGUUACAAUUGAGCUGGAACAGAAGUCAAUCAGGAAUGUGCAUAUGGUCGACCUGUCAGAGACACUCAAGUUCCAUGUCAGAAUUGAAGGAUUCCGUCAUCGUCAUCCGCUUGUUAUAAAUAGUGAAGCAGUUGGCAACGGAGUUUCACUGCUGGUCAAACUGUUUGACAUGAACAAUCGACCUCUGAGUUUGGAAGCGAGGAUUCUCUCUACCGUGAGCGGAGGUCUAAAAAUAGACAUAUACGCAGCUUACUGGUUAAUCAACAAGACUGGAAUUCCUCUAGUCUUCAAGCAAGUAGAGUGUGACUGGGAGGUUCCUGGUCAGACAGAAGAAAACGAGGUGGCGACAUGCAGCACUCCAAUCAUGAUGUCAUUUGCAGCUGGUAGCCUGAGGUCUCUUUCUGUCCGAAGUGGAUCUAAACCGAAUACAUCAACGUGGAGGCCACCUCCCAGAUGGUCAUCGGACAAAGUAUACUGUGACUACUUUAAACCAGGUCAUGGCUUAGUCUCGGUUGAUUUCUCGGCAGAGGAAACCCGAAGUUAUCUCUCAAGUGGCGAAAUUUCAAAGACUUACUCCUUCUCCUACGAAAUUUUUGAAGGGAAAGAUGAUCACGCGAACACAAAUUUUAUCGUUGUUAAGCCGACUUAUAUGUUGUUCAACUAUACUAACAUUGAGUUGUUUGUAAAACAGGCCGGAACUGUUGAUCGAUCAACCCCAGAUUAUUACCACGUAUUGGCCGGAAGCUGCACCAGUUUCCAAUGGAAUGCUGACGAUGUAUCCGGGCUGCUUGCCGUCAGAUUAGCGAAAAAAGACUCUAUUUGGUGUGGUGGGUUCUGUAUUUCGGGAUCAUCUUCCAUUGAUAUCUACUUGCGAUCUAAGGACCGGUUUGUGCCGAAUAGCAUAGUACAUGUAGACGUAGUUGAAAAGAAUUCGCAACAUUUGGUAUACUUCCGAAAUAAUUUCCUGCCACCUCAGUAUGUUAUCCAGAACGACUCGAAAGUUGAGGUGCAGUUUCGUCAAGCAGACUGUCCUAGUGAUAAAUUGGCAGAAUUUACCAGCUUGGUGCCACCUAAGAGUUCCUUACCAUUUUGUCUUGACUUCUCUAUGCAGCACGCACGAAUCAAAUGCAACGUGCACCAAAGUCAUUCAGUACUAAUAGAUUUAGACGACGAGAAAGAAUCAUUGUCCAUGGAGUACGAAACAUUUACAAUUUUUGGAGUCCUUCCUGUCAAAUCAGACGAAGAAUCGUUCAAAACGCAGUCCUUGUCCGCUGAAACACUAACGUUAGACGUGACAACGACUGGUCAAGUGGUCUUACAACGGCGCUCAGUUUCAAGAAAUGAACAAAUCUGGAGAUUAAUGCCAAAUGGGAUGAUACGCAACGAGGGCAAAUCAAAGAGCUUCGAUGCCGACAAUGCUGUGGACGGAGUAAUGUAUAAGGGAAGCUUGGUUCUAGAUGUUGCUCCUCAAAGAAGGACGCUACCGACUCUGAAUGAUAAAAGUUCAAGUGGCAGUAGUGCCUCGACUUCCGAAACUGUGUAUGUGCUAUGUGUCCGACAAGCAGAAAAGGGAAAACGAAGUCAGUUAUGGCGAAUGGAUUCUGAGGUACGACUUGUGAACGAGUUCUACGGCAUGUCAGUUUGCCCGCAACAACUGUCGGCCAACUCUUUAGUGUUGCUACAGAACCUGAACACCCAGAGAAAUAAUACAACGUUCAAGCUGCAAAAGUUCAAACUGAAGCCCGGAUCCGGAAAAUUAGUCACAAGCAUGAAGUUCCAGGGGCCGACCAGAGUAUUGAUCUUUGAAGAUGCAGAAUCGAAAUCCCGCGGAAAAGUGAUAUCGCAUCACCGGAAAUCUGAAAAGAAGUCAGCCUUCUUCGCUAAGUUCGAGCUUCUGUUAAGCGAAGGAAUUUCAGUUUCAGUUAUGAACAAUGCUCCCGAAGAACUAUUAUAUAUCUCGUUGAAAAAUAUCUAUGGAACCUAUUGCUUGGCAAGUGCAUCAUCAAAUGCAAAACUUAAAGUGAAAGCGUCAUAUCUUCAAAUCGAUAACCAGCUUCUGAAUUCACUCAGAAAUCAAACGGUCAUUUUUCGCCCCUUAUUUGACCUUGAAGGCAGAAACAGCAGCAAUCCUCCCGUGUUUUUAGACUUAGGCUGUGAAUACGAACCGGAUACGGAAUACGAAAAUUGUAAAAUAAUCCACAAAUUCCAACUGAGUCUCGGUCAAUCGAGCAUUCUAGUUGUUGAACGUCUUUUACUGAAACUAGUGCAAUUCAUCGAACAAUGCAGGGGACCAGAAAACGAGGUAAAAUUGUGGAACCCAAACCAAGUGAUAGAUGCUUCGCCUCCAGUUCCCGCGCAAUCUAAAUUGUUUCUCCAGGAGUUUUUAGUCAAUAAAUUUUCUAUUUAUGUAACGGCACAGACCAGCAGGAAUAUAAGCAAUGAACUGCAGAUGAUCAAGUCUAAGUACAAACUGGCUCUGAUUUCAUUCGACGGAGCCAAACUGGUGUUCAAACCGUUUUACUGUCACGACAUCAUGCUCUCAUUUGACAUGUUUUUGCAAGACCUGACUCGCAACUAUAAGUUGGCUUUAAUGAAGCAAGCGUUGCACGUUUUGGGUCACAUGGACUUUCUCGGCAAUCCGAUUGGCUUGCUAAAAGAUGUGAACAGCGGUGUUCGGCAGAUCGACAAUUCGGCGGAUUCGGUCUCUAACUUCGCGCGAUUUGUAACCAAUAGCGUUUCGAAUAGCACGAGCAAAAUAGCGGAAUCUCUGUCAGACGGAAUAGGAUCUUGGUUUUUUGACGAGGAAGAUCAAGAACAGCGAGAAUUGUUCAGAGAGACCUACUCUAAAGGAGUUUCGAGUAAUAUGUGCGGAGGAGUCUUGGGUUUAGUUAAAGGCGUAACAGACGGAAUAAAAGGCAUAGCCACCCAGCCCUACAAAGGAUUCAGAGACGGCGGGGUUACGGGUGGAAUUGUUGGCGUGAUGCGGGGCGUCACUGGAGCUAUAGCGAAACCGUCAAUUGGAGUGUUGGACUUCGCUUAUUUUACUGCCAAUGCGAUGAAAUACACGACGUCUACUGAGAUCGAGAGAGUGGAGCGGUUCAGAAUCCCUAGGUGCUGCACGUACUCUAAGUUAGUAACUGCCUAUGAUGACAGCAUGGCAAGGAACCAGGAGUUUCUUUACCAGUUGAAUAAUUUCGACUUAAGCGAGAAGCUGAUUGCGUUCGAAACGGUGCUAAUAAAUCCAGACGCAAUGAAGCGUAUGUUAAUCACGAACAGCCGACUGGUGCUUAUUCAGAACUCCUCCCCCGAAGACAGCAACAUCGAAUUUCAGCUAUGUGUGGAGAGUUUGAUCGGGUGCUCGAUAAUGCGUAGAAAUGGCACAGAUCAAUGCAUUCUAACCAUCGAAAGUCAGCUCACAAGCGAUCCUCUAUUUUUUGAGAAAGAGAGGACGCAAAAAGUGGACUGCGAGAAUAUAGAAGUAGCUAGUAGACUCGAACUGCUCAUAGAAUACGCUAUUUGUAAAUACAAAAAAGACAGCUUUACAUUCAAAUAACCAAUCCUAGUCUAAUUCAAAUGUAUCUAGAUUUCUAAUAUUUUUAGUUUGGUCAUUUGUAAUAUGAGUCUGGUUACCUGUU